Molecule: messenger RNA, 933 nt
Organism: Ahaetulla prasina
Lineage: Eukaryota; Metazoa; Chordata; Lepidosauria; Squamata; Colubridae
Product: olfactory receptor 5G9-like
Exons: 1
Coding region: 1-933 (310 amino acids)
Biological process (GO): G protein-coupled receptor signaling pathway; sensory perception of smell
Cellular component (GO): membrane
Molecular function (GO): odorant binding; G protein-coupled receptor activity; olfactory receptor activity
Source: RefSeq, a predicted model, not a curated record
AUGGCAAAAGCAAAUCACACACUGGUGUAUGAAUUCAUCCUGCUUGGAUUUGCUGGGUCACGAGAAUUACAGAUUUUGCUCUUCAUUUUCUUCCUGAUAGUUUAUUUCAUUACCUUGCUGGGAAAUUUUGGGAUGUUUCUGUUAAUCCAGAUAGACUCUCGACUUCACACCCCCAUGUACUUCUUCCUUAGUAACCUGUCAUUACUUGACCUUUGCUAUUCUUCUGUGGUCAUCCCAAAGAUGUUGAUAGAUUUUGUAAUAGAAAGCAAAACCAUUUCCAUAAAAGAAUGUGCAGCACAAAUGUGGUUUUUUGCCUUCUUCGUCGCUGCUGAAUGUUAUCUCUUAGCCUCCAUGGCAUAUGAUCGGUAUGUAGCUAUUUCUAACCCAUUGCUUUAUACAGUUAUGAUGUCUAGGAAAACCUGUCUGUUACUCUUAGUUCCACCUUGUUUUGCUGGACUAUUAAAUGCCAUGACACAUACAGUUAUGACUUUCCAAUUAACUUUCUGCAAGUCCAAGAUCAAUCAUUUUUUCUGUGACAUCCCUGCUGUCAUAUCCCUCUCCUGCUCUGAGACACAAAUCAACAAGUUGGUGCUUUUUAUCAUGUCCUGUACUCAUGGCUCUCUCAGCAGCAUUUUUAUUAUUAUCUCUUACAUCUAUAUACUUUGUGCCAUCCUGAGGAUCCAAUCUGUGGAGGGCCAACGGAAGGCUUUCUCCACGUGUUCCACCCAUCUCACUGCUGUUUCCAUCUUCUAUGUCACCCUCUUCUGUAUAUAUGUGCGGCCCAGCCAUAGCUUUCUACCAGACCAAGGCAAGAUGUUUUCUGUGUUUUAUGCAGUGAUCAUCCCCAUGUUAAACCCACUGAUCUAUAGCAUAAGGAACAAGGAAGUACAAGAUUCCUUAGGGAGAAUUUUCAGAAGAAAAAGACUUCCAUGA